This is a messenger RNA of Serpula lacrymans var. lacrymans S7.9, 234 nucleotides long. RefSeq lists its product as uncharacterized. The record is from RefSeq and is a predicted model, not a curated record. Gene Ontology annotation, cellular component: endoplasmic reticulum. Lineage: Eukaryota; Fungi; Basidiomycota; Agaricomycetes; Boletales; Serpulaceae. The transcript has 4 exons. The coding region runs from base 1 to 234 and encodes 77 amino acids.
AUGGCAGGACACAACCUUCAUAUUGUUGCAAAAUGUUUCCAGCCUACGGAAUUCGAGCUACGCAGAAAAAAUGCUCAGUUUGCCAAUGCAGUCCGUUCAGGGAAGAAAGCCGUGAAGCCUUCGCGCCAGGAGAGAUUGUCGAAGCGCAGCCCCGUCAGCCUAGCGACUCUUGGUGUUAUUCUAUUUGUCGUUGUAGGAGGUGUGACCCAUUUCGUUGUCACCAGUCAUCUUUGA